CAAGUCCAGCUGUCAUGUGUUUACCUCUAAUUUCAGGAAAACACAACCGGAAUUAAUUGAACUGAAGACUCUGGUUGCAGAUGCCUCCAAAAGAUCCUGUUUGUGAUUUUUCUAUUGUGCAAGUAUAUUUUGUUGAGUUUAUGUCUGUGUGGCAUCAGCCUCUUUGCAUGGAGUUUCAUGUACCCCAUGACGCUUUGCAAUAGAUUUGCUGAUGUGUGAAAAAUGGAUGGUGUGCUGCUCAUUCAUCAAACACACGGAUCCACAGACAGCUUUUAUACACUCAAACUCAGCAAUGGAACUAAAUGAAUAUAUUAGCAUCUGAUCCUGACAGCUAAACUGUAGCACAGCAAUGUGACUGAAGGAUUGGUAGAGCUGCAGCCCCUGCCCUUAGUUCUGUCCAAGAAUGCUGAGCCCGGUUCUCUGUUCGGAUCUCGCAGCCUUGGAGCCAGAGUACACAGAGGCUGAUGUCAUCUCUACGGUGGAGUUCAACCAGACAGGAGAGUUCUUGGCCACGGGUGAUAAGGGUGGGAGAGUUGUCAUCUUCCAGAGAGAACCACAGGGCGAAUAUAAUGUUUAUAGCACGUUUCAGAGUCACGAGCCUGAAUUUGAUUACCUGAAAAGUUUGGAGAUUGAGGAGAAAAUAAAUAAGAUUCGCUGGCUGCCUCCACAUAACCCUGCCCACUUCCUCCUCACUACCAAUGAUAAGACCAUAAAGCUGUGGAAGGUGAGUGAGAGAGACAAGCGAGCAGAGGGCUACAAUCUCAUAGAUGAGGAGGGCAGACUAAAGGACCUUUCUACAAUUACAACUCUACAGGUCCCUGUUCUCCGGCCGAUGGAUCUACUUGUGGAGGCGUCCCCGCGGCGUGUUUUCGCUAAUGCACACGCAUAUCACAUCAACUCCAUCAGUGUCAACAGUGACUGUGAGACGUACAUGUCAGCUGAUGACCUGAGAAUUAACCUGUGGAAUCUCAACAUCACUGACCGAAGCUUCAACAUAGUAGAUUUGAAGCCAGAGAACAUGGAGGACCUCACCGAGGUGAUCACAGUGGCAGAGUUUCAUCCUCAUCACUGCCACCUGUUGGCCUUCAGCAGCAGUACAGGAACCACACGCCUCUGUGACAUGAGAGCCCGCGCACUCUGUGACCAACAUGUCAAAUUGUUUGAAGAGGCAGUGGAUCCGGCAGGUCGGACAUUCUUCUCAGAGAUUGUUUCCUCAGUGUCAGAUGUAAAGUUCAGUCAUAGUGGCCGUUACCUGCUCACUCGAGAUUACCUCACCGCUAAAGUCUGGGACCUCAACAUGGAAAAUAAACCAGUUGAAACAUACCAGGUCCACGACUACUUGCAAACCAAACUCUGCGCAUUGUAUGAGAGUGAUUGUAUUUUUGACAAGUUUGAAUGUGCCUGGAACGGAACAGACAGUGUCAUAAUGACAGGGGCGUACAACAACUACUUCCGAUUGUUUGACCGGGCGAGCAGACGUGACGUCACUCUGGAGGCCAGUCGUGAGGUGUGUAAGCGCAGGGCGGUCCUGCAGCCGAGGCGUGUGUGUGUGGGGAAGAAGAGGAAAGAGACGGACGUUAGCGUGGACAGUCUGGACUUCCAGAAAAAAAUCCUCCAUACCGCCUGGCAUCCCAAAGAAAACAUCAUCGCCAUCGCAGCCAGCAACAACCUUUACAUUUUUCAGGACAGACUGACGCCCAACAUUCAUUCACAAUGCACAAAUACAAAGUGUGCCUCUCAAAUAACAGACACACCCAACAUCAAUGAUUCCACAUGAAUCCUUCUGUAUGUGGUAUAGCACUGUACUUCAGGUUUGUCCUCUAUUCAGAAUUAAAUUGCGUAUGCCUUUAAAAUUCCAAUUCAGUUGCUGAAUUGCAAUUGAGGUUGUAAACAGGAUGCAGAAUUGUAAUUCCACAUUGGAUGUAAGGUAGUAGAAAAUGGAAUGAAAUUCAAAGGCAUUCAUGUAACUGUUGUAAGUGUAGUUUUUUAUAAUACAUUUGAUUUUCAGGAUGAAUUACCCUUAAACAUGCUAUCAUACAUACAACAUAUGAGGCAUUUCCAUAAACAUUAGAUAGAAUUCAUUGAUACUAAAGUAAUAUCCUGGAUUUAGAGUUAAGAUCAAUGUACAGCAACACAAAAAUUUAUUUAAAAAAAAAAAGAAAGAGCAAAAAUCGAGGUUACAAUGAGGUACUUUCAAUGGAAGCCAAUGGGGCCAAUUUUUGGAGGGUUUAAAUGCAGAAAAUGAAGCUUAAAGUGCAUCCUCAAAGUAUUCACAGCGCUUCAGUUUUUCAUGUUUCAGCCUUAUUCCAAAAUGGAUUCAGUUCAUUAUUUUCCUCAAAAUUCUACAAACAAUACCCCAUAAUGACAACGUGAAAGAAGUUUGUUUUCCAUUUAAUCCAUUUUGGAAUAAGGCUGUAACUUAACAAAAUGUGGAAAAAGUGAAGUGCUGUGAAUACUUUCUGGAUGCACUGUAUAAUUUAUUUUAAAGCACUUUCAUUUCAGCAACAUUCAUUUAUCUGUUAAAAGCUGUAAAGUUAUUUAAAUCGUCAGUUUUACAGUUGUUUUAGGGUUUGUUGACAUUACAUCAUCAUGGCAACGAAGUUGUAAAAUUGGAUAUAACUACACAGAAAAGGUAAGUGACUUUUAUUACACACAAAUCAUGCUAACAAACUUACUGUUUGUGUAUUAUGGUUAUACUAUUGAAAUAGUAAGUAUUUAAAGUUUACAGUUCGAUCCCAUUCACUUCCAUUGUAAGGGCCUCACUGGAACCUCGAUUUAAAUGUUUUUUUUUACUUUAUUAAAUUAAUUUAAAUUAACUUUUGUGGUAAUAACAUUAUGCCACAAAUGCAAGUGAGCUUCACUUGUAAUGAACCCGGAAUAUUAUUUUAUAUAUUUAAAUAUGAUAUUUAAAAUGUAAUAUUUUUUUGCCAGAAUAUACUACAGUAUAUACACACACACUGACAUUUUAAUGUAAUAUAUAUAAUAAUAUUUUACUAUUAUAUGUAAUUUUAUAUAAAGUAUAUACAGUAAUAUAUAUACACUUUAAUCUUAUGGACCAUGGUGAAUGAACAGAAAAUUCCUCUUCCUGUCAUUCUAUUUCAAAUUCCAAUUCAACAUCCUGUGUCACUUCAAAUUCCAGCUCAUAAACUGGAACAGAGCAAUCUUAAAUUCUGAAUUUUGCCCAACCCUGCUAUAAAUGUUUGACCAGCACAACACACAUGCCAGGAGUGUGGUGUUUCUCUAUUAAUUUGAUUUCUUUUAGCUUUUAACAUCAUAUUUCUCAUCUGGAUUCAGUGAUGCCAGCCUUGAAACAAUCAUAAAAACUAUGAUAAACAUAUAUUACACAGUUUGAUGAUAAGGUCCUGAAUGAGAAUGUACCGCUAUAAUGUUAUAGCAUUGCAUGCAGUAUGAACACUAUAAGUUUCAGCUGCCUUGAAACAUGCAUAUUUACAAAGCUGUUUGCUCAUAAACAGGGCUUAUUUACAGGAAUGUUCCAGGUUCAAAACAAGUUAAGCUGAAGUAACAUCAUCUGUGGCAUACUGUCGGUUACCGGAAAGAGAAUUUAUUCUCAUCCAUCAAUUUGUAAAAAAAGAAGAAAAAAAAAACAUCUGUACAGUAAUGCACUUUCAGUGGAAGUCUAUAAGGCAUUCCUAUCGUAUAUCUUAAUUGUCCUUUUAGUGGUGGGACUGUUUUAGGUGGAUGAACUUCUGGUUAUGCGUUAUUGAUGAUUCAUGUGGGUGGAGUUUGCUCCAUGUAACAGUACUUUGGAAAUAGUUAAGUCUCCUUCUGGUUACCGGAUGUAGCAGCUUUACAUGGUCAUGACAGGACUUGAAAUAUUAAAUAUAAUUAACAAGUUUAGAAAGUAGUCUCAUGAAUAAUUUAGAAACAUUAUGGCUAAAUUUUCAAAAGAGUGUGUAUUUUAAUAUUUAUCCCAGUGCAAUGAUAUGCCCCAUUUACUUUCAUUGAAAUUGCUUUACUAUACAUUCGACAUUUGCUUUUUUUUUUUAUUACAAACUGAUGAGUCGAAAUUAUUUUCCGUGAUAAUAAUCGACGGCAUGUUACAAAUGCUUAACUUGUAUUGAAACGUUCCUUUAAAGGGAUAGUAACUCAAAAUGAAAAUUUAGACAUUUACUCACUCUCUUUUUCAAACCCAUUUGAAUUUCUGUCUUCCGUGGAACACAAAAGGAGAUUUUAUGCAGAAGUCACCAUUCACUUUCAUUGUAUGGUAAAAAGAUGCAAUGAAAGUGAACGGUGACCGGAGCUAACAUUCUGCCUAACAUCUCCUUUUGUGUUCCACAGAAGUCUUUCUUUCUAAAUGGUUUUCGAACAACGUGAGUGUGAUUAAAAUAUGACAAUUUUAAUUUGUGUAUGAAGUGUCCCUUUAACAAUAAUAAUGAUGAUUGUAAAUGACUCAAGAGCCUUUAUGAUGCUUUCUAAUGCUCUACUGUGCUUGUAUGUAUACUAUACAGUAGAAUUAAGAGUAUUGAGUUUUCUUUGGUUUGACAGACUGCUCAGGGACACUUUAAGGCCUCUUCCCAUGUUCAAUGACAAAACUUACAAAAGCAAAAUCCAAAACAAGCAGUGAAUAGGAUAUAGGAAUUAUGGAGGUGUGCCGAGACAAUGCUGGAAAGGAAUGUGCAGGGAUCAGUUUCAAUGCUGUUUCAUCACCACCCUGACCUCAAAAACAUAAAGAGCAUUUCCAUUCAGUACUUUUGUCAUGUACUGAUCGGUGUAUAGCUAGUACCCAGAUUUGACCAUUUUAUCUAGAAUAUUAAAAGAAUAGUUAACUCAAACCCUAUGACCCUCUUUACAAAUAGAGAAUCAGAUUGUUUGAGUGCUCUUUUUCUUUAAAAAAAGAAAAGAAAAGUGGAUUGGUGCUGUCAAAAUACAAAAAGUACGAAUAAAGUAUCAUAAAUGUUGUCCAAAUGACCUGUGCGCUAUAUUCCUAGUCUUCUGAAGCCAUACGAUAGCUUUGUGCCAGGACCAGGCUGAAAUGUAAGUUGCU
Molecule: messenger RNA, 5005 nt
Organism: Xyrauchen texanus (razorback sucker)
Lineage: Eukaryota; Metazoa; Chordata; Actinopteri; Cypriniformes; Catostomidae
Product: serine/threonine-protein phosphatase 2A 55 kDa regulatory subunit B beta isoform-like
Exons: 10
Coding region: 404-1777 (457 amino acids)
Biological process (GO): peptidyl-serine dephosphorylation
Cellular component (GO): cytosol; protein phosphatase type 2A complex
Molecular function (GO): protein phosphatase regulator activity; protein binding
Source: RefSeq, a predicted model, not a curated record